AUUUCCCCCACCCCCAGAGUCCUCCGAGCAGCAGGGGGCGUGGCAGUGCACAAAGGGAGGACUUCCGUAGUCCACAUUUCCGGGAUUUCUCGCAGGACCGACGGAAGUUGUAGUCCGGCGUUCUCGGGACGACUGCGGACUUCGGGCCACGCUGAGAGAUGUUCCGUGCUGAACAAGAGCCUUCGCGGGGGCCGCCGGGAGUCGUAGUCCGGCACGUAGGGGCCGCCGGGAACUGUCGUCCUUCCCGCCUGCCCAGUCAGCGCUGUACUUCCCGCCCCGCACUCGGAGCUCAGAGCCGCCGCCCAGGGGGAUGCGGGAGCCCCUGGUUUGGGGGAGCAGAGAGGCAGGCGGGGUGAGGGACGUUGCCUGGCAACGGGCGAGCGUCGCGGUUGGGGAGCCGAGGGCGGCAUGUCCCAGGCCCCGGGAGCACAGCCAAGCCCGCCACCCUCCGUGUACCACGAACGGCAACGCCUGGAGCUGUGCGCCGUUCACGCCCUCAACAACGUCCUCCAGCAGCAGCUCUUUAGCCAGGAGGCUGCCGAUGAGAUCUGCAAGAGGUUGGCCCCAGACUCCCGGCUGAACCCCCAUCGCAGCCUCCUGGGCACCGGCAACUAUGACGUCAACGUGAUCAUGGCUGCCCUGCAGGGUCUGGGCCUGGCCACCGUGUGGUGGGACCGGAGGCGGCCUCUGUCCCAGCUGGCCCUGCCCCAGGUGCUGGGGCUGAUCCUCAACCUGCCCUCGCCCAUGUCACUGGGGCUGCUGUCCCUGCCAGUGCGCCGGAGGCACUGGGUGGCCCUGCGCCAGGUGGACGGCGUCUACUACAACCUGGACUCCAAGCUGCGGGCACCUGAGGCCCUGGGGGAUGAGGACGGGGUCAGAGCCUUCUUGGCUGCUGCUCUGGCUCAGGGCCUGUGCGAGGUGCUGCUGGUGGUGACCAAGGAGGUGGAGGACACGGGCUGCUGGCUGCGGACAGACUGACCCCUGGGCGGAGGGAACCACAGCCCCCGGCCCAGCACCUCCGCCAGGCCCCACACCUCAUGGACCCCACAAAGCCCCAGCCCCUUCUCCACACCCCUGCUCCCCAGUGCCGCUGCUGCCUCAAUAAAUCUGAUGUGCCCAGG
Manis javanica (Malayan pangolin) is the source of this 1121-nucleotide messenger RNA. It is a transcript of the gene JOSD2, whose product is annotated as Josephin domain containing 2. Gene Ontology annotation, molecular function: cysteine-type deubiquitinase activity. Lineage: Eukaryota; Metazoa; Chordata; Mammalia; Pholidota; Manidae. Gene Ontology annotation, biological process: protein deubiquitination. The record is from RefSeq and is a predicted model, not a curated record.